This is a messenger RNA of Pseudoliparis swirei, 6334 nucleotides long. RefSeq names its product unconventional myosin-Ic-like. Gene Ontology annotation, molecular function: actin filament binding; microfilament motor activity; ATP binding. NCBI's taxonomy places the organism in Eukaryota, Metazoa, Chordata, Actinopteri, Perciformes, Liparidae. The transcript has 32 exons. Bases 1298 to 4375 code for a protein of 1025 amino acids. Gene Ontology annotation, cellular component: plasma membrane; vesicle; myosin complex. The record is from RefSeq and is a predicted model, not a curated record. Gene Ontology annotation, biological process: actin filament organization; vesicle transport along actin filament.
GGGCUAAUAGUUCAAAUUGUGCAUGAAAAGCUUCCCAGUUGGAUUUACCGUCAUAUCUGGGGGUCUUUAUUGUGGACGCAAUAGCUUCUCUCCGUGUCUCCGUGUGCUCAGUCAUGUCCCUUCCUGCGGCCGCAGUUAUUCCUCUACGGCGCCAUUUCCCUCAGCGGCGCGGCCCGAGUGGCCAAAGCCAGCCUCCGCAGCCAUCCUAGCGGUCAUUUCUUUUACCCGCUCUCGGUGCUCCGUCGUCUGCCAGGCUCCGGCUGCGCCGUCCAAUUCCCGUUCGCCACUUUCUCCUUCCCGUUUAAUCUUGAGACGGCUCCCCGACGUCAUGUUUCUCACCGUUGACGAGCGUUAGCCACUUAGCUUCUCUGCUGCUACCUCGCGUGGCGAUGUUGAUGAUAGCGAAAGUUUUACUUCUGACACCAAAUGUAGCGACCCUGGGUCAGGAACGCUACGAGACGUAGAUGGCUUAUAGGGUGUUUAUUCAGAGAACAUAGAACAAGCUACUGUUGGCCGUAGCCUACGCCAAAACCCCCGCAAAACGCCGUGAAAACCUCCAAACCAGCUUCACGUCUGCUCCGGGUCAUAGCUCUGCUCCGAACGAGUCGUAACACAACAACACACACACAACAACAUCACUCGCUGUCCAAUCACAGACACGCCUCACAGCUACCAGCUCGUGAGACGUUCACUUACAUCCGGAACAUAACAUUUAUAACAUAACAUUCCCUCAGUCCGUUACAAUAUAUAUAUUCCACAUUAUAGCUCCUAUUCAUUCACUUGUUAUAAAGUGUGGUGUGUGUGUGCGUGAGAAUGGGGAGCAAUGCUGCGUUCACUGCCCGCAGGACAAAUGAAAAGAUUUAGAAGUAGUUAGUAGAGAAAACGAUGACGAAAUGAAGUUAACACUCAUUCAUGCACGAGCCGGUGAACUUCCUGGUGUAACUGCUGCUGCCCUUGAGUGGAAGAGAAGGAGGGGGGAGGGGGGGUAUUGCCACACCACUCCCAACAGCAGUCUGCGUUCUCUCCAUAUUAUGGUCUGUCGUUUCCUGGAUUCAUCUGACAUCGCUGGGAGCCUCGCGCUGGUUUCUGUGGAACUGGGAGUGGUGGGAGGAGGAGGAGGAGAAGAAACGCACGUUCCCGCACGCCGCUGCACGUUUCCGCACGUUACCGCCCCGCAGACAGAGAGUGACCGGCUGACAUUCGCGGCGGAACCCAACACAAAAACAAACAGCAGCCUCCAGCGGAACCGAGCCGGACUCUAUCCCCUCAGGUGGUGGCCAGUGACGGCUUGCGGGCCAUGAUGGAGUCGGCGCUGACGGCCAGAGACCGGGUCGGCGUGCAGGACUUCGUCCUCCUGGAGAACUUCACCAGCGAGGCGGCCUUCAUCGAGAACCUGCGCAAGCGCUUCAAGGAGAACCUGAUCUACACGUACAUCGGCUCGGUUCUGGUGUCGGUGAACCCGUACAAAGACCUGGAGAUCUACAACAAGAACCACAUGGAGCGCUACCGCGGAGUCAACUUCUUCGAGGUGUCGCCUCACAUCUACGCCGUGGGGGACAACUCGUACCGCUCCAUGCGGACCGAGAGGCGGGACCAGUGCAUCCUGAUCUCGGGGGAGAGCGGCGCCGGGAAGACGGAGGCGUCCAAGAAGAUCCUGCAGUACUACGCCGUCACCUGCCCGGCCAGCGAGCGCGUGCAGACCGUCAAGGACCGGCUGCUGCAGUCCAACCCGGUGCUGGAGGCCUUCGGCAACGCCAAGACGUUGCGUAACGACAACUCGAGCCGCUUCGGAAAGUACAUGGACAUCCAGUUUGACUUCAAGGGCGCCCCUGUCGGGGGCCACAUCAUCAACUACCUGCUGGAGAAGUCCCGGGUGGUGCACCAGAACCACGGCGAGAGGAACUUCCACAUCUUCUACCAGCUGAUCGAGGGCGGAGAGGAAGACCUGCUGCGGAGGCUGGGCCUGGAGCGCAACGCGCAGCAGUACCAGUACCUGGUCAAGGGUAACUGUCCCAAGGUGAGCUCCAUCAACGACCGCAGUGACUGGAAGACGGUGAGGAAGGCCCUGAGCGUGAUCGGCUUCACCGAGGACGACGUGGAGGAGCUCCUCAACAUCCUCUCCAGCGUGCUUCACCUCGGCAACGUGCAGUACGGCGAGGAGGACGGCACCGCCUGCAUCACCUCGGACACGCAGAUCAAAUACCUGGCCCGGUUGUUAGGAGUGAACGGGACGGUGCUGACGGAGGCGCUCACACACAAGAAGAUCAUCGCCAAGGGAGAAGAGCUGAUGAGCCCUCUGAACUUGGAGCAGGCGUCAUCAGCUCGCGAUGCUCUGUCCAAGGCCGUGUACGGACGCACCUUCACCUGGCUGGUGAACAAGAUCAACUCCUCUCUCACAGACACGGACGACUCCUCUAAGCACUACUCCGUCAUCGGCCUGCUGGACAUCUACGGCUUUGAGGUCUUCCAGCACAACAGCUUCGAGCAGUUCUGCAUCAACUACUGCAACGAGAAGCUGCAGCAGCUGUUCAUCGAGCUCACGCUCAAGUCCGAGCAGGAGGAGUACGAGGCCGAGGGCAUCACGUGGGAGCCGGUGCAGUACUUCAACAACAAGAUCAUCUGUGACCUGGUGGAGGAGAAGUUCAAAGGCAUCAUCUCCAUCCUGGAUGAGGAGUGCCUCCGCCCCGGAGACGCCAGCGACCUCACCUUCCUGGAGAAGCUGGCGGACACCGUGGGAGGACACGCCCACUUCGUCACGCACAAGCUGGCUGAUGCAAAGACCCGGAAGGUGAUGAGACGCGAAGAAUUCAGACUGCUGCACUACGCCGGAGAGGUCAACUACAACGUCAACGGUUUUCUGGACAAGAACAAUGACCUCCUCUUCAGGAACUUGAAAGAGGUUAUGUGCAUGUCGGAGAACAAGAUCCUGAAUCAGUGUUUCGACCGAGAGGAGCUGAGCGACAAGAAACGCCCAGAAACGGCGGCCACCCAGUUCAAAGCCAGCCUGGCGAAGCUGAUGGAGAUCCUGAUGUCCAAGGAGCCGUCGUACAUCCGCUGCAUGAAGCCCAACGACUCCAAGCAAGCAGGCCGCUUCGACGAGGUCCUGAUCCGCCACCAGGUGAAGUACCUGGGCCUCAUGGAGAACCUCCGGGUGAGAAGGGCCGGCUUCGCCUACAGGAGGCGCUACGAGGUCUUCCUCCAGAGGUACAAGUCCCUGUGUCCGGCCACGUGGCCCAACUGGCCCGGCAAGCUGUCCGACGGCGUCGCCACGCUGGUCAAGCACCUGGGCUACAAGCCGGAGGAGUACAAGAUGGGCAGGUCUAAGAUCUUCAUCCGCUUCCCAAAGACGUUGUUCGGCACCGAGGAGGCUCUGGAGACCCGGAAGCACAGUCUGGCCACCAAGCUGCAGGCCGGAUGGAGAGGCUACGGCCAGAAGACCCGGUACCAGAAGCUCAGGACCUCCGCCGUGGUGGUCCAGGCGUGGUGGAGAGGGAUUCUGGCCCGGAGGAGAGCGCGGCGCCGCCGGCAAGCGGCCGACACGAUCCGCCGGUUCAUUAAAGGCUUCAUCCACCGCCAUGAGGAGCGUUGUCCAGAGAACGAGUUUUUCCUGGAUUACGUUCGUUUCUCGUUCCUCAUGAAGCUGAAGAGAAACCUGCCGAAGAACGUUCUGGACAAGAGCUGGAGCCCCCCCCCUGCUGCCCUCACGGAGGCGUCCGAGCUGCUCCGCUCUCUCUGUAUGCAGAACAUGGUCUGGAGCUACUGCAAGAAGAUCUCACCGGAGUGGAAGCACCAGAUGGAGCAGAAGAUGAUUGCCAGCGAGCUCUUCAGGGACAAGAAGGACAACUACCCUCAGAGCGUUUCCAAGUUGUUCGUCAGCACCCGGCUCAAUGGGGAGGACCUCAACCCCAAGGUGUUGCAGGCGCUGGGCAGCGAGAAGAUGAAGUACGGCGUGCCGGUCACCAAGUACGACAGGAAGGGCUACAAGGCUCGGCCGCGCCAGCUGCUGCUCACCAGCGGGGGCGCCAUCAUCGUGGAGGAGGGCAAGCUCAAGCAGCGCAUCGACUACGCCUCGCUGAAAGGUAUCUCCGUCAGCUCCCUCAGCGACGGCCUGUUUGUUCUGCACGUGCUCAGUGAGGACAACAAGCAGAAGGGAGACGUGGUGCUGCAGAGCGACCACAUCAUCGAGACCCUCACCAAGAUCGCCAUCUGCUCCGACAAGAUCAGCAACAUCAACAUCAACCAGGGCAGUAUAACCUACACCGUGGGUCAGGGGAAGGAGGGGACCAUCGACUUCACGCCCGGGUCGGAGCUGCUGGUGGCGAAGGCCAAGAACGGACACCUGUCUGUGACGGCUCCCCGGCUGAACUCCAGAUGAUUGACACUCGUACGACGUGCAGCGGACACCGUCUCCCAUCCUCCAAUCACGGGACCCGCUCUGCCUUCAGCCAAUCAGGCGCCAGCUGUCACCGCACCGGUGACGCGCGCUUCCAAUAAAUAAAAAAAAGAAGAAGAAGAAAAAAGAAAUCUCGUGAAACUAAUGGAUAUAUUUAUGUUUAUAUAUUAUAUAUUUUUCGGGGGCAAUUAAUACAGUUUUUUGAAUAUUCUGAUUUUAUAUACGAGGCCAAGGAAUAACAAAUAUUUUUGGUGCACUUUUCUCGCGCCGCUCGUGUCGUUUUUAACUGUCGCUUUUAUUUGGGAACAAGAAACCAAAGAGGGAGGAGUCAGGUGUGGGAGGAGUCAGGUGUUGAUGAGUUGUUGCCCGUUGCCUCUUUUCUUUUUCUUUUUAAAAAAAUCUUUUCUGCUCGAUCUACAGGAUUGAUCGUCUCGCUGACGCGACGUUGAUAACUCGGGAUGAAGGGUUUGUUACGUAGGACGUGUGAGAGGAAGUGAGCAGAGCGGUCGUAGGUUUGAAUCCUCGAGGGGGGGGGGGGGUGAGAGGGAAAUGGAGAGCGUGGCGUGUUCAUUGGCCGGGCGGUCGGGACUUUAUUUGCUCUUUUGACUAAUUUAUUUCGCAGCGAGUCGAGCUGAAAAAAUAAAUAAUACGACGCCAUGACGCUCGGCUGAGUGGUUUUUAAACGUCUGAAAGCUUUUUGGGAUUCUGUGUUCACGCAAAGAGAGAGAGAGAAAGAGAGAGAGAGGUCCCGUCUGAACUGUGCCACGAAUCAAACUGACGAUGUUUGUCUUUUAAAUAUAAAUAUUUGCACCUCUUUUUUGGUGUCUUGAAGCCAACGCUGAAGUGUCUUAAAGCUGCAUUCUCUCUCCUGACCACCAGGGGGCGACUCCUCUGGUUGUAUAGAAGUCUAUGCUUCAUGUGUUUAAGCUGCAUUCUCUCUCCUGACCACCAGGGGGCGACUCCUCUGGUUGUAUAGAAGUCUAUGCUUCAUGUGUUUAAGCUGCAUUAUCUCUCCUGACCACUAGGGGGCGACUCCUCUGGUUGUAUAGAAAACAUCAUAUCAGCGAUUCCUGGCACAACUCAAAAUGCGAUUGGUCUCACGGUUGACGAUCUCUGGGCGUGAGUUCUCUUCUUCAUUUCUCUCUUCUCUCCAUUCCUACAAUCGGACGUCUUUAAAACAUCUUUUAGACCAACGUCUAAAACUAAAACUCACAAUUCGAAGCCGUGUUAUUGAACUUUGAAUCUGGGUUUAGCUAUAAAACAACAACGAGUAGCUUAAGAUGGAAUCUACCGUUAGCUAAGCGUUGUCUCGAUGUUAGCGAUGUUUAAACUUGAGGAAUAUAAAACUUAAAGGGACAGUAGAACAUUUAGUCAGAUUAUUUAGAAACAGAUUAUCAGUUUUAUUUCCGUAAAUAUCUCGUAACUUUGACCAAAGACUGAUCACAAAUCAUUUUUUUAUAUUCUUUUCGUUCUUUCGCUCAAUCACUUCAAACCUUUUCUUUCUUUGUGUUUUUCUUUCGAGGCGUCGGGACUUAAAACGCACUAUAAGCCAAAGGCCCGUUGAUUAGUAUUGAUUGUGUGUGUGAUUGAUCCGUGAUGGGGAGGGAGAUCUGAUCCAGAUGUACAGUUUGUGUUCCGUGUUGUAAACCAGAAAUUCAAAGUGUCAUUUUUUGGGGGAGGGAAGAAACAAACGAAAGAAAAGCUUUUAAUAUUGUUUUUGUCAACGCAAACUUGUUCACGUGCCUUUUGUCGAACAGCAAUACAGCCGGAGGUCGCGUGGGAGACUCUGUGCUCAUAAGCUUUAACCUCAAGUCUGUCCCGUUGAUUUUUACAGAUGCACUCCUGUUGUCAGACUUACUGUAUGCACCGACGUAGACAUGUACCAACACACUAAAGGAGGAGAUACUAAAGAUUUGAGAAAUAAAAUUAAAAAUAAAAUGA